AUGAUCCUAUCACCUGAUCGAGGUAGGCUGGACACAAAGGAGUUCAACAUGGCGCGAGGAACCAGCAAAAUUCGUCUCUACGACAGAGACGUUUUUCCUGCAGCAACCGAGGGUCCUGCUAAUGUAUUUUCAAGUAUACCAUUUCUUCUAGUGAAGUCCAGGUAAGAAACUAAGUAACAGAAUCGUCAAACGAUCUUUUCCCGCCAAAACAGUUGCUGUUUCCGUCCUAACUCUCUCAUUACUUGUCAGAAUGGCGAAUUAUUUGAAGCCUUCCAGCUAGACUUCAAAGCUCCUUUAAGCGAGCUAAUGCUCAAGUGAUUAUUUUUGUUAUGUCAGGUUAUUUUCAAGUUAUCGCCGAUAAGGGUUUGAUCGAGGCCGUGCAGCAAGAACCCUCUUUGGUGUUUACAAAAUUGAUCUUAUUAUCUGUCGUAAUAAUUAAGCUUAAAUGCUUGUAGGUUUUUAUUGGAGGCUGCAAUUGAAAACAGAUCAAAAUGCUUCACGAAAAGAUUCAAUGUUUUCUUUAUUUAAUCAAAACCGUGACUAAAUUAAGCUUAAUUCUUUCAGUUUUUUGGUUGUUUGAGGGACAAAGGUUAAACUGUCUUAAAAGUUGAUAAGACGGUAAAUUUACCAGUCAAUUCCACAACCGCCCAUCUUGGUCACGUGACCAGCUACGAACUUACUCAUUUUAAGAAAAUGGUGCGGGUUUGAAAAACCAAAUAACUAUUAUUUUGUUUAAGAUAUGACCCCCGAAUCGUUUUUCGAAGGCAAAAUCAUAUAACUUUCAUUUUCAUAAAAACGAUGUCACGUGACCUCUUAGUGCAAAUGGCCUAUUUGACUGGUGUUUUGCUCCAUACAGUGGGGAAUCUGACCCAAAGUGAGGCCUGCCUAGUUGAGCAUUUGACUUUUGUGUCAAAUCUGUGGUCAGCAUCGCAAGCAAAAGGAUUUGUAAUUCUUUCUGCAUUCAUGGGUCAUUGCUCCUAUAUUCACUGUUUCGUUGGAGCCUUUGAAAAUGCCUGUUAAAUGUGGGCUUUCUGGAAAGACCAAUAUUACAGCUUUCUGAGACUUGGCGAAUAGCGAAUGGGCUAUUGACUCAGAGGCCAUGAGGGUAAGAGGAAUAAUUGUUUGAGUAAAAUCCAACUUGUUGGUCAAAAAUAUCGAGAAUAAAAAAAUUCUAGCUAGGUAAAAGCUAGACUUAAAUCCUUUUUUGCCACCAAAAAGCCGGCACCUUUCGCUACUAGUGGGCUAUAAGAUAUAGCCUAGUAGUAGCUCAACCAAUCAGAAUGCAGCAUUGAUAAUAGACCACUAGAUCGAGCACUAGUUGGAUUUUACUAAUGAAAUAUUAUUACUGUGUUAAAGGUGGAUUGCAGAUGAUGCUGCACAGGUCUGCCCUCUUUGUUCACAGAAGUUCACCCAGAUUCGUAGAAAACACCAUUGUCGUCAGUGUGGCCAAGUCCUUUGUAGCAAGUGCUGUAAUGAGAAGGUAAAUCAGCAGUUGCAUCUUUCUCUUACAAUUAAGACACUUUAACCCUUUAAGCCCCAAUAUCCACAUACAAAUUCUCGGAACUGAUCUCUAUACAUUUUCUUAAAGAAUAAGUAGAGAGAAUUUGAUGAAAGAUCAAAGCAUUUUCUCUUAGGUGAUCAAUUUAUUAAUUCUUAUAACCAAAUCACCUGACAAUCGAUAGAUAUGGUUAGGAGAAAAUUGAUCUUGGUCACCAUUGGGACUUAAAGGGUUAAAGGGCUAUGUACGUCACGCUAUUUGCCCCAGCUUUGAGAUGAAUGCCCUUACUGAUCACUAGUAAGAUGCGCACUUAGUCACAUUUGCACAGUAUGCAUGCCCACUAAAGAUUGUCUUCAAAUCCUGCCGGCUCAAAGCAAGAAUUUUUGCAUUUAUUACAUUGUGUGCUUUGAAUCUGUUGCCAUCUUGGACCAAAUUUAUAUCAUGGCAGGGAUGAGGUCUGGCAAUGUCAGGUGGCCCCUGGAAGCCUGGCGACUUGCUUUUGGCCUUGGGUGACUAAUAAAUCUUAGUGUCUGCACACAACUUAUAUGAUGGGGUGUCUGAAUUUCCUAAUUUCAGGGGCCCAUUUCUCCAAAGUUCGGGUAACUUUUUGGCCCUGAAAUGAAAUUAAUAUUCAAAUCAAAAUCUACAGAAUAAAAGUGCAGGUCCUAGCUAGCAAACCAGUCUAUUUAGUUAGUUAACCCUUUAAGCCCCAAUAGUCACUCACAUCCAAUUUCUCCCAAUAAUCAGACUGUCUGAUCAAACAGACAGGUCAUGAGAAUGAAUAAAAUGAUCACCAAAGAUGAAAUGUUGUGAUGUUAGAACAAAUUCUUUCAAGUAUUACCAUAAGGAAUGUAUGACGAACAGUGAGGAGAAGAUGCAUGUUGAUAUAGGGGCUUAAAGGGUUAACUGAUACAUGUAGGUUUGUCAUAUAAAUUAUAGAUCUGCAAAACUGUUGUAACCUCAAACUUUAAUAUAAACAACAACAGCUUUCCUGGCCCAUAAAUUAUCGUGAUUUUCAAGAAAUCAUGGGCCCCAGAGCUUUUAAGCUCUCAACAAUAACAGCAUAGCCUUUCUAUGCCAGAAGAGGGAUGCCAACCCACACAUACAUACUGUAAAUACUUGUAGUUGAUUUUGUUUUUCAAAAAAUAAUUUUUUAAAUAAUAUCAUAAUUUUUAGGUUCCUCUUCCACAGUUGGGAUUUGAAGAACCAGAGAGAAUUUGUGAUAAUUGUCUUGAAGUCACAUCUCUUGUGACCAAAUCAAGGUCACUCCAGAUGGUGAGGUUAUAUUAACGAACUUAAUACCCCGGGUGCCAGGUUGGGGGGAGGGAGAGUGGCAUGUUAUUAUUGUGAGCAAUAUGCGUGCUUUUCUUCAUUCUUGGAAAGAUGUUUAUGUGUUUUACCAUAGUGUACCAUCGUAGUAUUCUUAUGGUAGUGAUGCUAUGCCUUGGUUCUACCCCAUUUUUUCUUGUGAUUUGUUGUUUUCUCUGUAAAUUUGAACUCAAGCCACAGAAAAAACUCACAUUGCGAGUUAAAUAUUACAGUAUGUCUAACAGAUUGAUUAAUGUGAAAUAUUUCCUUGUUUUUGUCCAAAAGAGUCUCUGAUUUGUUUUUGAUUUGGAUUUUUGUAACAAUUUUUUCCAUGCUGUCUGAGUGAAUUUGACAUUUAUUAAGACUGAGGGUCACUUUAAUAAGGCCUUACUUCCUUUUAUGCUUGUUAAAAGUAAGAACUUAAUGACCCAAUUCCUGGUUACCAGAUGGUUCCUGGUUGGUUGGACAACAAAGAACAAACCACAGCAAACCCCCCAGUUUGAUCUCUUUCUUUAUUGGCAUUAGUUGAUCUUGACUUUGUGUUGAGGUUGUAACAAGAAAUUGUGAGUUGUGAGUUAAUUUAUAUUAGUAAAGAAGACUUUUUGUUUCAAAUAUUGACUAGUUUUAGUACUGUUUUUUCCUAGUCAUUCAAGCUGGAAGCAGCUAAAGGUCUUUCAGAAUUGUGUAAAGACCCUGCCGCACUAACAAAGGUGAGAAAGAGUUGAUUUUCAAUUCUACAGAAAGAAAAUUACUUGCUGUUAAAUAUCUGUGUGAAAUGUAAGAAUUCUUUGGCGUGACUGAUACAACUGAAGUUAAUGGGAUUGGCCCAUCGAUUGUUUUCUUAACAUCUAUGUCUGGAUUUUGUAUGAAAUACCAUGUGUCUUGUGCUUAUGGUAAAUUUCAGGAAAAAUCUGCGGAGCCCAGUGUUUAUUCCAGCUAUUUUCUACAGUGUGGCUGAUGAUGGGAUUUAGAUAUCCAUGCAAGAAAGCCUAGAACAAUGACUGCAAAUGCAUUCCAAACUCAUUGCCCUUUGGGUGGCAAUCCUUUCUUUUCAGAGGACCUAGAUUUGUCUUUGUGGAUAAUGGAUAUUUAUACAACACUUGUAGCAUGAUAUCGCACACUGUUUGGGUUAGUCUCUAACCCCGGUUAGUAACGUCUGGUCUGCAAAGCAGUGCCGAGAUCCUUGUUCUGGCACCCAGCGGACUCAACAAAUUACCAGAAGUGCAUUUCAAAUUUCCCCUCAACCUGAUUGGCAAAUGGACAAUGGCUUUUCUAACAGGCCCAAUCAUGACGCAUACUCAAAUCCUGGUACAUGGGUGGGGGCUCAGAGCCACAAUUUUAGUGCUGAUAAUUUGCAGACAGCCUUAACCAGAGGUUGAGCUUUGUCUGUGGCGGAGGCUAUGUGUUGAUAAUCAGUCGACUUUACUUAUCAGGUUGUUGAAAUGGGCGGAGUCCAGACACUGAUAUUUCUCAGUCAAAGUGGAAAUGACGAAGUAAAAGUAAGUUCACAUAGAUCUACUUUAUUUAUGGUCACUUUUUGGCUGUGUUCACACGGCACUGGACAAAUUUUCAACCGGUUUCAAGAAAAACUGUGUGUUUAGGUGUUCCAUUCACGCUGAAACACCUUAACUGCACGAAAAUUUAGAAGCCUAGUCGUCCAAAUUUCUAUGUGAACAGAACAAAAAUAUUGAAUGGUCCUGUGUGAAUGAAGUGUUCUGUCAAAUUUUUCAGCCAGUAAAAAAAUUUGUCCAGUGCCGUGUGAAUGUACCCUUGUUUUAAUAACUGCUGGGUUUUAUUUUCAGUUUUACUUGUUAAAAAUCACUGCAAAACCUAACUGAAUGAGACUUGCUAAGGUUGUUCAGAGUGUAGGCUAAUAAUACGAAUGCCAUCCCAGUGCCGUGUUGAUUAUGAAUGCUGUGCUUGCGAUUAUAAAUGGCAACAGCUUCUUGGUGGUUUGUUUUAUCAGAGUUCUGCUGUUAUCUUUCUGUUUUCAACCCCAACCUGUGUUGCUUCUAUUGUAGGCUGCAGUGGCUUCAGGACUUCAGAUUCUUUCCACUCAUCCCCAGCUACAUUCAAUGCUGGCCAAGUGUGGUGGCAUUAAAGCAUUGUGUAGGUAGGAUAUACACUAUGUAUGUGCUGUUUAGUGAAGUUCAAUUGAAUAUUGUCACUGUGAUCAUAAUGAUCCCUGACAAAAGGCCAGAGAUCUCAACCAUUGUGGGGAUUGCAGUGACCAUUAUUGAAAGCAGCCUAGAACUGAAGGCUAGAUCUCUCAGUGGUCAGUUGCAAUGAUCGCUGUGAUUGCUACGAUGGUGGUUCAUAGAGUUGUUUCCAGUUAACCUCUGUGAUUGCUGAGCUUUUAUUCAGUGUUCCUAGCUACCACAUUAAGCUGUGGAGCUUAUCCCAGUUUCCUUAGCACGAAGCAUGCCCAGGAGUAUUGCUAUUCAUUCCCCUUUGAACGGGAUGCUAGUCCAUCGCAUGGUUACCCCCCAGUAGUACGUCGCCAGUACCCAUUUAUACACCGGUGAAGAGAGACAAAGUGAAGUAGAGUUCCUUGUCUAAGGAAACGCGACGGGUGAGGCUCCUGGACCCCCAGAUCAGGAGUUUAAGGUGUUAACCACUCGGCCACACCCGCCUCCAUAGUGUGGUCUAUUCUAAUUUGAUUUCAUUAACUAAUUUUCUGCAGCAUUCUUUCAACUGUCAAUGAGAGUCAGGAGCAGACACUGAUUGAUGGGAUCAGUGCUCUGAUGAUAUUUUGCAAGUCACCUGAACUAAAAGCACAAGGUCAGUAAAGGAGGUGUUCAAGUUUCCAAACACUUAAUGAGUGUAACAUUAGGUUAUAACUUUACCAUAAUCAUUACAUUGCAGGGAUUCCCCCUGACUGCUACAUGACCCCUGGCUACUUUUAUUAAUAGAUAUAGGAUUAAAAGAAACUUCGUAGCUAUUCAUUUCGGUAACUAUACACCCAGCAAGUUGAAAUUUUAGUGACACUUCUUUUGUUUUACAUCAAACUUGACCAUCUCUUUGUAAAUCAGAGAAUUUUGAGAUAAAGGAUAUGUUUUAAGGUGGACAUAUAAUGGCUUUAUGUUUUCGUUUUCAAUUCUUUUGCUUUUCAGGCAUAAAAGAAAACUAAUCAGGUUGUUUUUUUUCUGUUUUGUAGCCUUAGCAGAUGGUGCACUAGAUCCAGUUCUAACUGUAUGCGCAAUGAAAGAAGCCUUAGCACUUCUUGCUUUGAUGACGUUGAGUCACAUAGUUGAACAUCAGGGAAACCUUGCACCCCUUAUAGAGGUCAGCAUUGAUUUUGCGUUUUGUUCCUUUUAAUGUAAUAUCCUCAUACCUGUAUUCUCUGCACUGUUCUCCAUACAUUUCAUGGAUCGAUCAUUAUACACGUUUUUUGGGAAACUGCCUACCUACCCCUCCCCUAAGCCAACACUUCGCCCUAAGUGAGAAGUAAGUGUUAAUGUUGGUGUAGGGGAGGGGUAGGUGAGCAGUUUCCCAGAAAUGUAUAACGAUCCCAUUUCCUUUGGUGCUGGUGAGGCGAAUUUGUUUAACAAUCAAGACAAUUUUUUUUUGGUGAUCAUUUUCUAUAUACUCAUGAAUCACCUUUAUGUGUGGUCUAGCAGUGAUAUACUUGGAAGAAAAUGUCUGCUAGUCAUUCUAAGUUAGUUUAAGGUUUAUAUGGAUGUUGAACAUUAUCAGUAUUGGUUGCACUUAGUACUGUGAAACAAGGCAGGUCUUAAAUUUUCAUUAGUAAUUAACAUAAAAUCAAAUGAGAAGCAAUUUUCUUUUCUGCAGAGUAACAGGAAUGCUCUACCAAGAAUUUUAGCAUUGACAAAGGCACAAGAUGAAAAGGUGAAUUUUAAUCAAACAAUAUAUAAUCCAAACUACAGCUCAUUACUGUUAUUAAAUAUGAAAAUAUGUAGACCAGACUCUUGUUUAGUGUCUUCGUGUAGUAAUAUUUUGAGUUUCGGGUGCACUGUCUAGGUUCUGCUUGUCUCUUCCUCCUUAACAUCUUAUAACAUCUUACAAAGAGGAACAGUAAGUCGAGUGACCACUUAAUCCUUACCUUUUUGUUGUUGGCUUACAGGAAGUUUGGCUGUAUUAUUGUUUUUAGAUUCAAGAAAUAUCAUUAAGGAUUUUGGCACAGAUGUCUGUGGGAACAGAUUGGCAGAGGCACUGCAUCGUUCAGGUAGAGGCCACGAUGUUUGUGAUUGAUGGUUGGAGUAAAUUUAUGAUGAAAAAUGUUUAGUUUUUAUGAAUUUUUGAUAUGAUAGUCUCUGCUCUCUUCAGGAAGACUUCUCAGCUGGGCGAUGCCUAGUAGAAGCUUUGACAAAGGGACCAAAAAAUCUGCAAGUAUGUCAGUUAUACCACUUGCUUUCAAUAGUUGGAAAUAUGGGAGAACUCUAAAAUUUCGUGAUAAGAGGGUUGUCCAAUACCAUAAAUCCUCUUUUAAGCCCCCGGGAGGCUUAUUAUUUUAUUUCAAGCAUGCUUAUUGGGGGCUUAAUAGAGAGCGAGAGCUUACUAUUUGACAGGGAGGCUUAUUUAAUGUAACAAAGAUGACGGUAUCCAGAUUCUGGAUCUCUGGAGGUUGGCAUCUCUGCAGCGGUUUCAAAAUGUUUUGAAGAAGGGAGCCAACUCUGGAAAAGUAGGCGGCUGCAACAAUCGAGAUUGUUGGUCAUGAGCUAAUUGUUAUGACAAGAGUAGCCCUCAACACACAAUCAAGUAGCUGUCAGAACUCCAGCAGUCGCUGGCUUGUCUUGAAACCCCUGUCUCUGGUGAAGUGUUUCAGCCGUGAUUACAGUCAAGGGGGGCUGGGGGGGCUUAAUAAAGAGAGUGGGAGCUUACUAUCUUUCUUUCCUUGUAAAUGGUGGGGGGAGCUCAUUAGAUAGGGGGACUUAUUUGAGAGGGAGGAGGGGGACUUAAUAGAGAAUUAAUUUUUUUUGUAAUUUCCAUAACAUUAUUAUAUAUAACCAGUUUCAAUUUGUCUUUCUCAAGGUUCUUGUGAAUGCUUCAUGUCUGAUUGCAAACCUCGCAACAGGAGACCAAGACCAGGUUUGUUAUAUAAUUAUAUAUACCAGGCAUAACAAUUUAGAGACAUGGUAUAAUGUAGCCCUAAAUUCAUUCCACUAAGCAGUACUUUUUGUGUCGUAAUAUUUAUUAUGCUAUACAAGGUGAAUCUAACUUUUUGAGUCUGUGGACAAAAUCUUGAAGUUAUACCAAUCAAUGAAUGCUACUGAGCAACUACUUCCCUGUGGUACUGUUUUUUGUACUGUAAAAGGUACAUAAUAUGUCACUGCUACUUGUAAAAUGUAGUUCUUUGGUUGGCUUUGGCAGUACUUUCCAGUGGUACUGUUUAUUAUGCUGUACAAGGUGGUUCUAACUUUUGAGUCUGUGGAUGAAAUCCUAAAGUGUGACCAUUCAAAUGAAAGCUACUGAGCAGUACUUUUUCGUGGUACAGUACAUUGAUAAGCUAUUCAAGGUGGUUCUAACUUGUGGGUCUGUGAACAAAAUCCUUAAGUAAGCCAAGGCUAAAGGCAAUUAAGCUCCUGUUAACAUGGAUGUGCAUGCAAUAGCUGGGUUCAGCAGUACUUUCACCUUUCAGUACAUAUUAAUUUUACUUUGUGAAGUAUUUUUUUGCACUUGAGUAUGAAGUGCAUGUAGGAAGUGCUGAUUAUCAUUUUUAUUUUAGAUGUCCUUGCGGGAUUGUUUACAAGCCAUGUGUUCAUUGACCUCAUCACACACAGCACACAAAGAUAUUCAGGUAUCAGGUCCGAUGUAACUUUACAUGGUGAAUUAAGGCACAAAAUUUCUUUUUAGUUAGUAACUUGCCAAUAUAUAAGAGCAAAAUUAAAAAGCCUUCCAAAGAUGACAAAUAUCUGUGUUGUUUAAGUGUAUUAAAAGUCACGUGCAAUUUCUCAGGGAAAUUAUAGUAACCUUAAGAUAUAGGCUGGUCACUACCAUUGAGGGAUUUGGACACUUAAUUAACUACAACGACAGUUACAUUAAUAAGAAUUAAUUUCUUUAUAUGUUUAAUGCCCCCAUACAUUUGACAUGUGUGCUACAAAUAUGUCACAAACUUCAGGGAUGAAGCACAGAUAACUGGCUCCCUGAAAACAGGUUAUUUGUACUUUUUUAUGGAUACACUCACCCAAAUAAAAAUCUAAUUUAGUUAUUGAUAAUUGCCAUUUGUAUGUUUGUUUAUCUUAUGAUAGAAUUAGUUAUUUAUUGAGUCUUUUCCUUUGAAUCAGUCCUUUUUUCAUGAUAUUAAUUUUUUGUCCAAGAGCACAGAUAAAAAUUAAUAAUAUUCUGCAAUCCCUGAUUGGUUUCGUUCUAUUUAAGCUGGUACAUGAACCUUUAGAGGGUGUAUGUUACAUUUCAUUUCAGUUAAAAUCUACUAGAAUUACUAUUUAGUAUCAAUUUUUAGUGCUAUUUUUGGGUUCUUUUCCAUUAGGAACAUUUAAGUAUUUUUAAUUACCUUUUAGUUAUAGUUUUUCCAAGCAAAUGACUAUUAAUUAUUAAUCUUUUAAAUGUACCAUCCAGACCCAUGUAUCCAGAGGACUUGGAAACUUUGCUAAGUUCCAUCAAAAUUCUUCAAUCCUGGUAAGAUUUUACUAGAUUUAAAAAUUAAAAAUUUCAUUUUUGCCACGCCUGCCAAAUCUUCCCUAUUAAGUCAUGUUCACACCUGCAGUUUGAAAACUUCAAUCUUACACUAGCUCACAAAUGUAUAAGAUAUCUGUGCUUUUCAAAAAAACUCCAAAGUUAAAAAGCCAACUUAUGUUUUUGUUCUUUACUACCGUCAAUCAUUUUGUUCAUUGCUGCCAUCAAUCAUCUUAGCGGACCUCUAGCGAAACAGACCUUUGCUUCAACGAGUUUAAAAGGUCAUAGUUUGUCAUUUGUAAUUGGUGGAUUUCAAUCCCUUUAUUAGUUUUCUGAGUUUUGAGGUUAGUUGCUUGUUAUUGUAAUAAAUAAUGAUUGAUAAGGGCAGAAAACACUGUGACAAUAAAAUUAUUGUAAGCUGGCUUUUAAAGUUCAGAGUUCACAUGUUGUUGAAAAGUGCAGUAAGUAAAAUGAACUGCACAGAACCAAUGUGAAAUUCCAUGUGAAUGUUUUGCUCCUUCCCUGAAAUCUGAAGCUAAGAACUUCAGAUAUCUUUGGUGGAAAAGGAAUGUCUUUGGAAAAUCCUGGCACUAACUGGAUAAAAAUCUCAUGCCUUGCAUCCAUAAAAAGUGGCUGUGGCGGUAUUAAGAAGUGGGAUGCAAGGAGAGUCAUUUUUACAGCUUGCCAUUCGGGCAAGCUGAAGCUAGCAUAUACUAGCCAAACGUCAUUUCAACUAGCCCCAAAAACUUUUUGAUUAGCAGAAUUGAUUCCACAGUUCUUCUGUAAGUUGAAUUCCUCAAAAAAACGUCACUUGCCCAUCGGGCAAGUUAAGAACAGAAUUCACUAGCCCGAUAGUAAAAUCCACUAGCCAUGGGCUAUCGGACACGACUUUCUUUGGACGCUGUAAGAAGGUAGUUUGAUUUUUACUGGUCAGUAAAAUGGUCAGACCUUGAGAUAAGGGGGGGGGGGGGGGCGGUCAUCCAGACCCUUAGAUAUGAUAAGGGGGGGGGGGGGUGCGGUCAUCCAGACCCUUAGAUAAGGGGAGGUCGUCCCCGCCCCCAAAUUUUUUUUGGCACUUUGGGCCUCAGUUUUGUCUUAAAAUUUUAGGAGGGCCCACCUCCCCUGGAUCCACCACUGCUGGUAUCUAAUUUUUCUCAUUUUUUUUUUCAGAUUGACUAUCUUCCAAGCAUUGUAGAGACACACCUCAAGGUAUUUGUCAUAAAACGAGAUGCUUUGUUUUCAAGGAUGAGUGGUAGCUUUUUGCUCCAAUGUUAGCAUUAUGUUUGUAUAGUCAACAGAUAAUGCAAUCAAGUGCCAUGGACUUAGGACGGUCAUGUACCUUAUCAGUUAUCAGAAAGAGAGAGCUGUGGAUGUGUUAUUAAGGUUUGGACGUGUGGAUGCCGUUGAUUAAAUACUCCUAGCCCCGGUUGUUCAGACAUUGGAUAGCGCUAUCCAAUGGAUAAGUCACCAUCAGAUCCAGUGGAUAAAUAUUAGGGAAACCAAUUGUGCUAUCCACUGGAUAGAAAUUUAUCCCAUGGAUAGCAUUGUUCACCUUUUGAACAACUGGGGCCCAUUCUUAAACCAAACAACAACAAUUUUUAUACUAAAAGAGUCAGAGCGAUGAUCAUUUAACAUGUAAAAGCAGUUCAUGUGUGGCUUUGUUACCUUAGUGUUGAAAGAGCUACAUGUACAGUUUCUUAAAUGCUUUUCUUGCUGCUUUUAAACAAAUUUUACUUUUUGGCCUUGUUUUCUCAAUAUGGUUAACUGAAAAUGAAAUAAAUUAUCUUGACAAUGUUCAUAACAAUUAUUAUUGCAGAUUACCAUAAGAUUAAAGGGCACAUACAUAUGCAAAGUCAGGCAAUUUUGAGGCAACAAAAGUCACCUUAAAUUUACAUCAGCCCUUUCAAACCAAGUAUUGUUGUAAAUUUUUUUGUGGUACAACUUACCUCAUUUUGAACACGUGCAUGAGAUAUGUACUUGGACCUCAAAAGAUUUCAUGGGCUUAGUCAGCAUGUAUCUUUUAAUUUUCAUUGCCAUUUUCAGGGAAGGUGCCCAUGAAGUUCUCACAAGUCUUGGCACAUUCAAUGGAAUUGUUGAUGCAGUUGAAACUGGUUUGCUUAAAAUUGUACCCACCCUUAGUGAUUGUACUAUUACAAAGUGA
Porites evermanni is the source of this 11561-nucleotide messenger RNA. The record is from the annotation of a GenBank genome assembly. Lineage: Eukaryota; Metazoa; Cnidaria; Anthozoa; Scleractinia; Poritidae.